Molecule: messenger RNA, 1791 nt
Organism: Mycena indigotica
Lineage: Eukaryota; Fungi; Basidiomycota; Agaricomycetes; Agaricales; Mycenaceae
Product: Protein arginine N-methyltransferase
Exons: 5
Coding region: 1-1791 (596 amino acids)
Biological process (GO): peptidyl-arginine methylation
Cellular component (GO): nucleus
Molecular function (GO): protein-arginine N-methyltransferase activity
Source: RefSeq, a predicted model, not a curated record
AUGAGUGCACCGACAAUUGUGCACCUUUCCCCAUCGGACGCGGUGGACGAAGGCUCCGACUCUGCCUCACUGUCAAGCGACUCGAACGAUGAAGAAGAGACCUUCUCGGACUGGGUCGACGACGCGCGGCCGUGUCAGUCGCUGUUUGACGCUAAAAAGGAGCUGCCAAACGCGGAGCAGGCAUUUGAGUGGGACAAAAAGCAGUUUGGUGUGGAUAUUCGCGAGGUUUCACGGAGGCUUGGGCUGGAGGCAGAUGUGUAUGGCUGGAUCAGGCUGGUGAAUUGGAUUAGGCGGGAGAAACCGACUCCAGAAAGUGUGCUUGCGCUGCAGGACGCGAAAGGCUUUGAGGGGGAGGAGUACUUGAAGCCGGUUGUGGAGGAUGACCCUGUCCUGCAGUUUCAAGGCGGGGGCGAGAACUGGUCUGACUCGGAGAGCGAAGGCCCUACGGCCUCUGCGGAGAAACGCGUCGCACAACUCGAAAAGAAACUUGCUGUAGCGAAGCAGGAGUUCGCAGACUAUCGAAGCCUCGUUGGCCGACAACUUGGCGGGGACUUCGCUGCUCUACGCGCAGCCUUCGAUGAACCGGGCCCGUCAAAGAAAGACUUGAAGGCGGCGACGGAUGACGACUCGCACUAUUUCGACAGCUACGGCGAAAACGACAUUCACGCAGUCAUGCUGCAAGACAAAGUCCGCACGUCGACGUAUGCGCAGUUCAUUCUAUCCAACUCUGCUCUCUUCUCUGGCGCUACAGUGCUUGACGUAGGCUGCGGGACGGGGAUACUCUCGCUCUUCGCGGCGAGAGCUGGCGCCAAACGAGUCUAUGCGGUGGACGCGAGCAAAGGUAUCGUUAGCCGAGCAAAGGAAAUCGUCAAGGUCAAUAAGCUGGACGAGAUAAUCACAGUGGUGGAGGGUAAAGUCGAGGAUGUCGUUCUUCCCGGCUUGGAGCAGGGAGAGAAAGUGGAUGUGAUCAUCAGCGAGUGGAUGGGCUAUGCAUUGCUGUACGAGUCAAUGCUCGACUCUGUGCUGGUGGCGAGGGAUAGGUUCUUGAAGCCUGGCGGGGUUAUGGCUCCCAGUCAAUGUCGGAUGAUGCUUGCGCUGUGUGACCCAGUGGAAGUCCGGAAAGAGCGGGUCGAGUUCUGGGACGAUGUCUACGGUUUCGACCUCAGCGUGAUGCAAGCGCCGGUCUACACCGACUCCGUGGUCGAUAUCAUUCCGCCAACCGCCCUCCUUUCCUCCGCAGCCUGCAUCAAGGACCUCCACUUAUCGACACUGUCUCCAUCUCAGCUCAACUUCGCGGCAGCAUUCACGCUGACUUCGACGGCCGAUAAACGACAGAAGGUGCACGCGUUUGUUUUAUACUUCGACACAUUUUUCCUUCCAUCGAGCGGUGCACUGGACAGUGCGGAGCAAGUCAAGAUCAUCAGAGAGGGUGACGCCAUCCUGGCAGACGUCUGGCCGCUUGGUGCAGGUGUUGGUCGGCCUGUUCCGCUGCGGAGGGCGAGCACCAAGAGCAGCACUCUAUCCCCUACGGUGGAGCGGUCUGUUCCGCCGGAAAUCACAAGUUUUAGCACUGGCCCGCAGAGCGUGCCCACACACUGGAAGCAGACACUCUUCCUGUUGAAAGAACCCGUCGGAGUCGUUGAGGGCACGAAGAUCAGUGGAACUUUCCACUGCACAAAAAGCGACGUCAACUCGCGCGAGCUGGACGUGGAAAUCCAUUAUCAUGUCGUGCCUCAGGAUGCGGAGGGAGGGAAAGUGGAGACUGUUGUGCAAAUGUAUAAGGUGCGGUAA